UUCCACUCCAAGACCUCUCUGCUCAGGACAGAUGGCUCCCAGCACGGUUUUCUUGGAGCCCGACAACCUGCUGACACCAAAGGAGAAAAACAAACUGAGGAAGCCGGUGGUGGAGAAAAUGCGCCGGGACCGGAUUAACAGCAGCAUUGAGCAGYUGAAAAUGCUGCUGGAGAAGGAGUUCCAGAGGCACCAGCCUAACUCCAAGCUGGAGAAAGCUGACAUCCUGGAGAUGACUGUCAGCUACCUGAAGCAGCAGAGCCAGCUGCAGAUGAAGACUGCAGGGUCCUUCCAUAAAAGCUCCCAAUUUGACUUCAGAGAGGGCUACUCCAGGUGUUUGCAAGAAGCUUUCCAUUUCCUCUCUCUCCACAAAGUCCGAACUGAAACUCAGACCAAACUUUUAAGCCACUUCCAGAAGAGCCAGUCAGCUGCUCCAGAGGUCUCCUUCUCCCCAGGGAACGCCGGUGCCCUGAAGCAAGUGUCUCCAAAGGACAGCACCCCUCUCUGGAGGCCCUGGUAGUCGGGGGAGUCCUCGCUGCAGCGACCUGUGACAGUCCAGAGGAAGGAUCUGACUGCAUCUGAUAGUCCAGCUCUGAUCCUCUCUCSUGUAGGGGAUUUUAUUUCCCCCUGUAUUUUAUUUAUGUAUGAGAGAAUGCCAUGCUUUUGACUUUUUUUUUGAGAUCCUGGGGCAAGAGUUGAGGCGUUCUGUUUAGUGUUGGAGCUGUGUAGGCACUGCUACAGUGCUGCCCAGGCAGGGGCAAYGUCUUCAGAAUGAAGGAGGGUGUUUGUAAAUGUUACAGUUGUGAUGGACAGGGAUUGCUGUAGGAGAUUUUCUCUAAUAUCCCCGGUAAGAGCCAUCAGCUUUGCUCCGGCUUGACUGGCGACUCUGGUUGGCUCAGUCACUCCGGAGGAUAAAUUUAUUCCCUUUGGUUCAUGCACACCUGGUUAAAAUAAUUUUCUCUCAGUUUGCUUGUCAGUUGUGCAGCAUUAAAAAACUGGUUUGGUUUUGGUUUGGAUUUCUCCCCCAUGGCCCUUUCGUAGCCCUGUAUAUACAGUGUGAGGGAUGAGCAGGAGCUAGGAAAUUAUGUGGAAUAUUUCUACUAUCUGAUGCUUUUUUCAAUUUAGAAAAAGAGUAUGUUAUUGCUUUAUGUUAAAGAAAAGUAGUAGGUAACAGGCUUGAUUUGUCAAUGUUAUACAUUCUGGGUGUAAGCUAUGCUUUUUUUAGCAUUUUCAUUAUAAUAAUGAUUUUUAUCUGUAUUGAGUGGUUGAAUUCCUGGUGGAUGGUGUUUCUCCCAGUGCUGGGACUGCCCUAUGGCUCAUCUGCAUACUGUGUAUGCGUCUC
Malurus melanocephalus (red-backed fairy wren) is the source of this 1339-nucleotide messenger RNA. Its product is annotated as transcription factor HES-5-like. The record is from RefSeq and is a predicted model, not a curated record. Gene Ontology annotation, biological process: anterior/posterior pattern specification; regulation of neurogenesis; regulation of transcription by RNA polymerase II. Bases 32 to 517 code for a protein of 161 amino acids. Gene Ontology annotation, cellular component: nucleus. Lineage: Eukaryota; Metazoa; Chordata; Aves; Passeriformes; Maluridae. Gene Ontology annotation, molecular function: DNA-binding transcription factor activity, RNA polymerase II-specific; RNA polymerase II cis-regulatory region sequence-specific DNA binding; protein dimerization activity. The transcript has 3 exons.